AUGUCAUCGAUUGAAACAUCAACUCUAAAAGUAGAAAUCGAUACGGAACGUGUUGUUCUUCGACCACAACGACCACCACCACCACCGCCAUCAUCAUCGGCACAAUCGGAAUCUUCUAGUUCAAUUGAACCAAAGAGAAGCUCUUCUGAAAUUGAGGCUACAACAUCAUUUACCAAAGCAUCUAAUGAAUUUAAUAGAGAAGAAAACGAUAGCCAUGCAUCAGUUUUAUUCGAAUUCAAAAAUUUAUUCGAUUCAUUUGAUUAUGAAACAAUUCGUAAUAAAAUUCUAAAUAGACAAAUGAUAACAUCACCAUUUACAACUGUUUUAUGGCGUAUUUUCUUACAUUGUUUACCAAGAGAUUCAAGUCAAUGGAGUCAAAUAAUUGAUGGGUCACGUGAUAAUUACAGUGAACUUGCAGAUAAAUAUCUUCUUGAUUUAGCUAAAAUACGCGAGCAUAAUGGUGAUGCAGAAAAUCGUAAUCAUCCACUUUCUCAGGAAGAUGAGAGCCUUUGGCAUCAAUAUUAUGUCUAUGAAGAACUUAAAGAAAAUAUUUAUCAAGAUGUUAUUCGAACUUGCCAAGAAAUAUCAUUUUUUCGACAAAAACAUGUCCUGAAUCUUUUACUCAAUGUUUUAUAUAUUCACAGUCGACAUCACGGGGAAUCGUUGCCUUAUCGACAAGGUAUGCAUGAAAUUCUCGCUGUUAUUCUCUAUUUGAUUCAUUUGGAAAGUACCACAGUCAAUGAAUAUUCAGAUUCAAAUGAAUUAAUGAAACAGCUUUAUGAUCCGAAAUAUCUUGCUCAUGAUGCUUUUGCAAUUUAUGAAAAAAUAAUGGAACAUCUGCAACCGUUUUAUGAUUUUAAACCAACUAAUAUAGUCACCCGUAAAAAUAUCAAUAUGAAUACUAGUAAAUAUUUACUAUUUCAACGCGUGAAUGAUUUACACAUUCAAAUGAAUGAUACUGUGAUGAGAGUAAACUCGAUUUUCGAACGAUUAAAAUACUACGAUUUACCACUGUAUGAUAAACUUCAAAAUUUAAAUAUUGAACCAACAGUUUAUGGAAUACGUUGGCUUCGACUGUUAUUUGGACGUGAGAUUCCAUUUGGUUCUAUUCCAGGUCUAUGGACAGUGAUAUUCUGUUAUGGUGAAUGUUUUGAAUUUGUUGAUUACUUUUUUCUUGCACUAUUAAUGGACAUUGGACAGAAAUUUCAAAAAAAUACAGGAUGUGAAUACAGUUGUUGUCUACAAUAUCUAAUGCAACCCAAUGUUGUGUCGGACGUCGAAAAUAUCAUUCAAAAUGCACUCAAUUUAGAAAAAAUUUCUAGAAAUAGCAAGGUUCGACGCAUUUCAUCGGCGUCGGAAUCAACAAACAAUCGCUCAUCUCUUUCAGAAAUGCCCAAGCCUACGUCACCUAUACAAAACUUUUCACAAAAUCCCCUAUUAGAUUCAACAAGAAAUAAUUCUACAAACAGAUUUGUUCCAUCAAUACAACUGUUUAAACCUGUCAAUUCUUACUCAGUAAAAGAUUCUGAAAUGCUUGUCUCCCCUGGGAAAGAAACACGUCAAAGAUUUGAUGAUAAUCUUCAGAUACAAAAAUAUUGUGCUCAAUUUAUGAAUAAAUUUAUAAAUCGAAUACAAACUCGUGUUUGCGAUUUACAACCUUUCAAUCAGGAAGAAGUACAAAUGCAACUGAAUGGUUUAAAAGAAAUUGCUAAUGUACUCGAAGACAAUUUAACGUUAGACGAUGAUUCUCUUCAAGCUCUUUUUAACUAUAAAUGUCAAGAAAAAUCGAUCGAACCUGAGACUGAUGAUAUUGAUUGA
This is a messenger RNA of Rotaria socialis, 1818 nucleotides long. The record is from the annotation of a GenBank genome assembly. NCBI's taxonomy places the organism in Eukaryota, Metazoa, Rotifera, Eurotatoria, Philodinida, Philodinidae.